Messenger RNA from Octodon degus (degu), 915 nucleotides. RefSeq names its product schlafen family member 12-like. Lineage: Eukaryota; Metazoa; Chordata; Mammalia; Rodentia; Octodontidae. The record is from RefSeq and is a predicted model, not a curated record. The coding region runs from base 1 to 915 and encodes 304 amino acids. The transcript has a single exon.
AUGAAGAUACCUCUUGUAGAAUCUGACUAUGCUGAGCUGGUUGUAGAUAUAGGAACAAUCACCCUAGGAGAGGAGGCUAGGGAAAGCAUGGAUUGUCAACUGAGAGCUCAUGAGCGAGAAAAAUUCCUAAGAGGUUUAUCUGCUGCACUGAAGGGUAAAGUGUCAGUAGUCACAGGAAAAAUUAAAAAUGAAGACUAUGUUUAUGUACACGGAAUAGGACAAGACUUGGAACAGCCUGUUAGGAAGAUUGUAUCAGAUGUUCAUAAUCAUCUUGAUUUCGUGUUCAGAGAGAACACAUUACUGAUUUUUGUGAAGUGCAGCUUACGUGAUGAGGAAUAUGGCACCUUGAACACUCAUUUGUACCGAAGGAAUAUGACAGAUGAAGAUCAAAUGAAUGAGAGUGCUGCACUCAAGUUCCUCAAGGAACUGAAAAGAACUGGAGGAAGAUCAUAUUCUACACCAAUAUUGACAGAAGACUGGGAUGUUAUGAAUGAAAGUCACAAUGAAGCCAUUGCUGCUGAAUUUUUUAACAGUAAAGGGCUUAUAAAAAAGGAACAGUUCCACAUUACUAAAUCCAGUAUGAAAAUUGGAGAUUUCCAUGUUACUGAAUCCACUCAUGUUGAAAUUAAGACACUCAAGACAGAAAUGUGGUUGCAAGACAUUAAAGAGAAGCUUUCUAAGUAUGUUUCUGCAUUUGCAAAUACUGAUGGUGGCUACUUGUUUUUUGAUUUAGAAGAAAAUUCAAAAGAAGCAACUGGAUUUAAAGCAAACAAGUGUGAUCUCCUCACAUCAGAAAUGCGUAUACAACAGACCAUCAGGAAACUGCCUGUCUAUCAUGAUGUGUCUGAUAAUGCGAGCUUCUUCCUCAGAUUACACACAACUCAGCUGUCCUUCCCUAGGGAUUGUGUCUGCUAA